UCAGACCCGGCCCAGCACGUCCUCCACCGCUGCACCACCACCAUGCCCGGCAGCCAGGCCCAAUUCCGGGCCAGAGACCGCAACAAUGUCCUGAACCGGCCCGAGUUUCUGUCCCUGAACCAGCCAUCCCGCCGGGAACAGGCGGUGGGGGAGGGACGGGGGGGCGGAGGUCCGAGGAGACCUGUGUUCAGACAGCAGAGUCAGCAGGACAGCACAGGGGGGAGGGGGGCCAGAGAGUCCUCCGAGAGCGGUCCAGCUGCUGACAGCGGCGGUGCGAAGGAUGCCUCCCGCUGGCCGGAGCAGGACUGCAUGCAGCUUAACCCGUCUUUCAAAGCGCUGAUACUAGAUCUGAUGACGGUUGCUGGGAUGCAGAAGUUGGUCAAACGUCGGGGACCGUGGGAUUUCCCGCCAACCUUCUUUGACUACAUUGCCAUGGAUAUGUACUCGUUCCCAGCAGCCCACGCCAGUCGGGCCGUCAUGGUGUCCAAGUUUCUGCUGAACCACCUGGUGCUGGCGGUGCCUCUGAGGAUCCUACUCUGCCUGUGGGCCUUCCUGGUGGGCGUGUCUCGGGUGUUGCUGGGGAAACACCACCUGUCAGACGUAGGUUGCGGCUUUGCACUUGGCUUCCUGCACUUCAGCCUGGUGGAGUCGGUGUGGCUGGACUCGGCCACCUGCCAGACGCUCAUCUCCAUCGGCACGCUGGGCUGGACUCUGGUCUGACCUGGUCCAGACUGGUUCUGCUGCAGACUCGGGUCCGGCUUCGCUGGGUUUUUCUGCCCUCCAUCAGCUCAGUGCUGCUGACAGGAGGCAGGGGCCAUGUGGUCCCAACUGUGGAGGACCUGAGGAGGGCUCGUAGGAAUGUUUGAGUCACAGGUACUGAAACAGGAAGUGUCUGCAGUCCCACGUCCUGUGGCGUUUUCUUUCUUGCCACCAUCUCAGAUUCUUCAGUAAAAUUUUGUUGAAGUUUUUUUCAUGUCAGAAACUGAGUUUGGACUUUCAUUCUGCUAAUGUCGAGUUUUAUUUGAAGAACGUCCUCGGCUGUUUGAAGCUUCAUAGUUUUUGCAUUGUUCACUGAGAGUUCACAACAAAAGCUGAAGGUUGUUCCUCAGAGCUAAAGCUCAGGUGUUAUACUGGCGCUACAGAUUCUCUUUUCAGGGAAGUUUUCCCAAAACGAUUGUGUUGACUGUCUCAUCAAAUCUCAGAAACUUCCGAACAGGUGCUGAUUAUGUAUCUGAAAGUGUGAAGUGAAAACAAACCUCUCAGGUUCAGACUCCUUCAAACUCUUUUCUUUUCCUGAUGAGUCGGCAUCAGCUCGAUAAGCGUUUGUCAGCAUGGCGAAUACCUACAGAAGCGUUCACAGAAAUACGCCGCGACUGUAAGGCUGCCAUCGUGUCCCAGAACAAGCAGCUAAUGAGGGCAAUAUUUAUCAAAGACAUGAACUUUGACCUUAACCCCUAACAGCAUCCACGUCUCUGUUUGCGCUGCUGUGGUUUAGCAGGUUUACAGUUUGUUUUCUCCACAAGAACAGGCCUGCCUGAGUCUUCCAGAAACGGUCCAAUCAGAAGAACCUUAAAGGGGAGGAGCUAAAUCAGCUUGUUUAGGACAAGGGAUGAAGGGAGGGGCUGCCCCAUGCCUAGUGUGCACUGUGACUCAUGCAAAGCUGCUUUAUUAGACUUCAAGAAUAGAUUUAAAGAAUGGAAGUGAGCCCAACAUCGCCUCCUCAGACAAACUUUUUAUUAAAACAAAAAAUUGUCCAAGUUUUUCUUCUGAUCUAAACGCUGUUAUCGGAGCGCCGUCUUUAUGCAGAUUAUAC
Neolamprologus brichardi is the source of this 1813-nucleotide messenger RNA. The record is from RefSeq and is a predicted model, not a curated record. Lineage: Eukaryota; Metazoa; Chordata; Actinopteri; Cichliformes; Cichlidae.